Messenger RNA from Pygocentrus nattereri (red-bellied piranha), 2165 nucleotides. RefSeq names its product family with sequence similarity 43 member A (gene fam43a). Bases 193 to 1218 code for a protein of 341 amino acids. The transcript has a single exon. NCBI's taxonomy places the organism in Eukaryota, Metazoa, Chordata, Actinopteri, Characiformes, Serrasalmidae. The record is from RefSeq and is a predicted model, not a curated record.
UACGAUGCCGCGAGCGCUGGUGCGAACAGUUGAUAAGUAUCUUCGCUGCUACAGUAAUGAAGUGGUCAGAGACUUCAAGAAUGUAGUGGACUAGGCUUAUAUGUGUAUAUAGUGUCUGUAGAAAGAGUUUAGGCACAGUAGGACUGUUCUUCUGAGCGCACAGUUCUUUGCUCGGCGUGCAGCGCGAAUAUAAUGUUGCCUUGGAAGAAGAACAAGUUUGAUCUGAUCGAGGACGACAAGCAGUCGAAACAGAAGGGCUAUGCCGUGAGUUUGAACUACUCGGCGCUCACCUCUUUUGCCAGGUCGUGCCCAGAGAGUGCCCUGCACCGAGUGGGCAGCAUGUUCAAGUCCAAGAGGAGGAAGGUGAAGAUCACUGGUGAGGACCCCACGUACACGGUGCUGUAUCUGGGCAACGCUACUACCAUCCAGUCCAAAGGAGAUGGCUGCACGGAUGUGGCUGUGAGCAAGAUCUGGGCCAAGAGUGAUAUGGGCAAGAGUGGCACUAAGAUGAAACUGACCGUCAGCUCACAGGGCAUCCGCAUGGUGCACGCGGAUGAGCGGGCACGCCGUCCGGGCCACCUAUACCUGUUGCACCGGGUCACCUACUGUGUGGCCGAUCCACGCCUGCCCAAGAUAUUUGCCUGGAUCUAUCGUCACGAGCUGAAGCACAAGGCCGUCAUGCUGCGCUGCCAUGCCGUGCUGGUGUCCAAGCCGGAGAAGGCCAAGGCCAUGGCGCUGCUGCUGUACCAGACGUCGGCGGCGGCGCUGGCUGAGUUCAAGCGGCUCAAGAGGCGUGAUGAUGCCCGGCACCAGCAGCAGCAGCUGGUCGGUGAACGCACCGUGCCACUGGUGCCACUGCGCAAGCUGCUCAACGGCCAGUGCUGCUACAGGCCACCCGUAGAGCGCAGCCGCAGCGCACCCAAGCUGGGCUCCAUCACCGAGGACUCUCUGGGAGAAGAGGCCGAGGAGAAGGCCUCCGCCCGUUUCCAGGGCGAUGAGGUCUUGACCGGCGCCGGACAGGCUGAGCUGGCCCAGAUCAUCAGUGACCUGGGCGAAAUGGCCAUCGGGAAUGACGUGCAGACUUUGCGUGCUGACCUGAGGGUGACCCGGCUAUUGUCAGGCGAAAGCACGGGCAGCGAGUCGUCCAUCGAGAGCAGCCCAGAGACAGGGAAUCCGCCGCACGUGGAGCAAGACGGACACAUGCAGGAGGUGGGCUGAGGUCCAAACUAGCCAGAAAACCCCUUUGUUUACUUCCCAGUGAGAUUUCUUGUCUGGUUUACAGUGACCCACUGUUUGGUUUUGGAUAGAAUUUCUCUGCUUGGGAGGAGGGGUUUGUGCCACCUUAUCCGUAUGACUUGAAAGAAGACUGGGGUUAAACAGCUUUAUGGCCAUGAUUGUGGACUGGAGAGAAAACCGCAGGACAGACGGAAGGCCUCAGGCUGAGCUCAGAGCAUGCUCCUUCCCAACGAAAACGAGGAGCACGGAGCAAAAAGGUGCUCUCCUCAGCUACACAGCGAAAUCCCCUGUGUUGAAUAAACUGCUGUUUCAUAUGAACACCUACAAUGCUAAAUUAACUCUUACAGUGUUGACUACAGCAUGUAUGUACACCGUGAGAGUUAAUCCAACACUGAAAUACUGCAGCACUGUUAGGACCAACACUGUAAGCGUUCAUUCAGCACUGGGGACUUGGCUGUGUACAUUUUACAUUUGAACUUGUUUACCCAAUUAAUUUCCCUAAAGGAAAUGUGUGGUUUUUUUUUUCUUUUCUUUUUUCUUUCUCUCUCUCUCCCUCUCUCUCUCUCUUUCUUUCUUUCUUAAAAAAUGGCUCUGAAUGGUGUAAAUCCAAUUAUGUAGUUUGAGGAACACUCACCUCGACUGCCCUGACAAUGCUAGCUACUUUAAAGAUAUACCAUUUUCUGUUCUUUAUUUUUGCACUUUGCUGUAAUUAAGUUGCUCUGUUCAUGAUUUUUGUACAUACUAUUGUUUCCUUUUAAAUGUUCUCAUAAACAUCAAUGUUCUAUCUUUGCUGUGCAAAAGAGAAAAAAAAACAUUGUAAUGUACUGAGAUGUAAAUAUCAAAUGCAUAAUGUGUAUUAUUUUUUAAAGCGGUAAAUGUGGUUUGUUUUUGUGAACCUCACAAAAUUACCAAUAAAAACAAAAGAACAG